GGAAGCGGAAGUGUAUCCUUUUCAUAAGAGGCUGGACUACGCCGAGUGGUGACGUUUCCUCAUUGGGCGGAAGGUUCGGUGGCAAUCGUCGGUCUUCCAGCUGGUGGGAGUUGGCGUCGUGGUGCUGGGCGCUGGAGCCCUAGUUUGUAUAGUUUGGGAAGUCGGGCUGUGGGAUCGCAUCUGUCUGUCUGAUCCCUGCUUUUCUUGGUUUCCUCCCACGUUGCGGGGGCCUCGCGAAGGAAUCCCCGGCCCCUUUGGGCCACAGCGGUAGCGGUGCCUUUUGCGGUGAGGAAAGUGAGGCUCAGAGAGAUUAAGUAACUUGCCCACAGUAACUCAGCCAGUAUGUAACAGAGCUGGGUUUGAAUCCAAGUCUGUCAGACUCCAAAGCCCAUGCUCUUUCCAGUACUUCACACUGCAGCAGAUUUUCUUGUAAUCACAUCUACCAAAGCCUUCAAGAUGGUACUAGCAGACCUUGGAAGAAAAAUAACAUCAGCAUUACGCUCAUUGAGCAAUGCCACCAUUAUCAAUGAAGAGGUAUUAAAUGCUAUGCUAAAAGAAGUAUGUACAGCAUUAUUGGAAGCAGAUGUUAAUAUUAAACUAGUGAAGCAACUAAGAGAAAAUGUAAAGUCUGCUAUUGAUCUUGAAGAGAUGGCAUCUGGUCUUAACAAAAGAAAAAUGAUUCAGCACGCUGUAUUUAAAGAACUUGUGAAGCUUGUAGACCCUGGAGUUAAAGCAUGGACACCCACUAAAGGAAAACAGAAUGUGAUCAUGUUUGUUGGAUUGCAAGGGAGUGGUAAAACAACAACAUGUUCAAAGUUAGCAUAUUAUUACCAGAGGAAAGGUUGGAAGACCUGUUUGAUAUGUGCAGACACAUUCAGAGCAGGAGCUUUUGACCAACUAAAACAGAAUGCUACCAAAGCAAGAAUUCCAUUCUAUGGAAGCUAUACAGAAAUGGAUCCUGUUAUCAUUGCCUCUGAAGGAGUGGACAAAUUCAAAAAUGAAAAUUUUGAAAUUAUUAUUGUUGAUACAAGUGGCCGCCACAAACAGGAAGACUCUUUGUUUGAAGAAAUGCUUCAAGUUGCUAAUGCUAUACAACCUGAUAACAUUGUUUAUGUGAUGGAUGCCUCCAUUGGGCAGGCUUGUGAAGCCCAGGCAAAGGCUUUUAAAGAUAAAGUAGAUGUAGCCUCGGUCAUAGUGACAAAACUUGAUGGGCAUGCAAAAGGAGGUGGUGCACUCAGUGCAGUUGCUGCCACAAAAAGUCCAAUUAUUUUCAUUGGUACAGGGGAACACAUAGAUGACUUUGAACCUUUCAAAACACAGCCUUUCAUCAGCAAGCUUCUUGGUAUGGGUGACAUUGAAGGACUGAUAGAUAAAGUCAAUGAGUUGAAGUUGGAUGACAAUGAAGCGCUUAUAGAGAAGUUGAAACAUGGUCAGUUUACGUUGCGAGACAUGUAUGAACAAUUUCAAAAUAUCAUGAAAAUGGGCCCCUUCAGUCAGAUCUUGGGGAUGAUCCCUGGUUUUGGAACAGAUUUUAUGAGCAAAGGAAAUGAACAGGAGUCAAUGGCAAGGCUAAAGAAAUUAAUGACGAUAAUGGAUAGUAUGAAUGAUCAAGAACUUGACAGUACUGAUGGUGCCAAGGUUUUUAGUAAACAACCAGGAAGAAUCCAAAGAGUGGCAAGAGGAUCAGGUGUGUCGACUAGAGAUGUUCAAGAACUUUUGACACAAUAUACCAAAUUUGCACAGAUGGUAAAAAAGAUGGGAGGUAUCAAAGGACUUUUCAAAGGUGGUGACAUGUCUAAGAAUGUGAGUCAGUCACAGAUGGCAAAAUUGAAUCAACAAAUGGCCAAAAUGAUGGAUCCAAGAGUUCUGCAUCACAUGGGUGGUAUGGCAGGACUUCAGUCAAUGAUGAGGCAGUUUCAACAGGGUGCUGCUGGCAAUAUGAAAGGCAUGAUGGGAUUCAAUAAUAUGUAAAGAAGAUGCCUUAAUAUAAACUGACUCAGUUGAUUACAUUAUUUGCUGAGACCUCAGAGUUUCCCUCCUUUUUGCAAACAGGAAAAAAAAAAGUAUUUUUCUUGCCUGUCUUGCUCUUUUUCUUCUUCUCAUCUUUUUUCCCCCUCCUUUUCUUCUUCCUUCCUUCUUUCCUCCUUCCCUUUGAUAUAAGGGAGGAAUAUAUAGUUUUUGUGGAAAUCAUUCUAUUUUUGCUUUAGAUUUUCUUCUGUUAGUGUUCACCACCUUAAUACUUCUUAAGUUAAACAAAUCAUGAUGUAAAAUUUAGUACUUAAAAGUUUUUAAUUGUCUCAAAGGCCAAGCAUUACAUUUGUAAACAGUCCUGGUCAGUAGUUACAUGAUGUCUCAAUAAAAGUGCUGUAAAAUAAACUUCAAACUCGUUAUAAAUUAAGGGGUUGUUAACUUUCUUAUGAUUUAAAUUUAUCAAUGUAUCACAUUAAAAGGCAGACAGAAAAACCAAUUGCUAUGUCACUUAAAACUAGUCCUACAUGUAUACCUUUAAUUGGAGAUAUCAUAGAAUAAUUUAACCAUUAGUAUUAGGGAUUUUUGUUUAACUUAGAAUAAUUACGGUAAUUUUGCCAUACAAAUCUUAGGCCUGCCAUUUAAAUUGAAAUUGUGAAUUUGGUUAGUUUACAAUAUAAUGUUUUGUAUAUAGCUUCCAUUUUCUUAUCUCAUAUUUUUGAAGACUUAAUGACAAUAUUUGGUUUUUUUUGAAAAGCCAAUUUUGUUUCUUACACACCAAAAAAAUCUGUUUGAUGAAACUGAUGUACUUUGUUAAUAGUUAAUGUAUAGACCUCCUAAUGGGAAAAUAAUUGCAUAUAUUAGGCUGUUAAUACAUAUUAAAAAUAAUGAGACCAUGACAAGGUUGAUCUGGUUGUUGGUUACUUUGGAUUGCUGCAUAGUACAUUUAGAAAAGUGGCUUUUAAAUAAGUUAUGAAAUUAAAAAUACUAGAAUAAUUAUUAUACUUAUUCAUUGUUGAUCAUGAAGACUAGAUAUGGUAUAGUUGUGUAUUUUGAGCUAUAGUGAAUUGAUCUUCAGCACAGGAUUGAUUUGUAGUAGUAGGAGAGGAUAUUUUUAUAGUAUUAAUUUUUUAUGACUCAAGCGUUUCAAAAAGAUCUUAUAAGCCAAAGUAUCUUUUAAAAAUAAUUACAAAAAGAGUACAACAGAUUUUCUUGUUUACUUGGGCACAGAUUUUUAUAUACCACUAAAUUAUUUUUACCAGCUAAAAAUUAGCAUACUCCUAUAAAACACUGUAUACCCUAUAUAAAUGAUGUAUCUUGUACUCUGCAGAAAUGUCAUAAGGUCCAGCUAUAGAAAUUUGACAAUGAGAAAAUGCUGUUUUCCAAAUUAGUUUCUAAUUAAACUGAUGCAUACCACCUUU
Leopardus geoffroyi (Geoffroy's cat) is the source of this 3389-nucleotide messenger RNA. RefSeq names its product signal recognition particle 54 (gene SRP54). The record is from RefSeq and is a predicted model, not a curated record. Lineage: Eukaryota; Metazoa; Chordata; Mammalia; Carnivora; Felidae. Gene Ontology annotation, cellular component: cytosol; signal recognition particle, endoplasmic reticulum targeting. Gene Ontology annotation, biological process: SRP-dependent cotranslational protein targeting to membrane, translocation; SRP-dependent cotranslational protein targeting to membrane. Gene Ontology annotation, molecular function: GTPase activity; ATP hydrolysis activity; 7S RNA binding. The coding region runs from base 391 to 1971 and encodes 526 amino acids. The transcript is spliced from 17 exons.